Messenger RNA from Mauremys mutica (yellowpond turtle), 3279 nucleotides. RefSeq names its product solute carrier family 6 member 20 (gene SLC6A20). Bases 30 to 1865 code for a protein of 611 amino acids. The transcript has 11 exons. The record is from RefSeq and is a predicted model, not a curated record. NCBI's taxonomy places the organism in Eukaryota, Metazoa, Chordata, Testudines, Geoemydidae. Gene Ontology annotation, cellular component: plasma membrane. Gene Ontology annotation, molecular function: L-proline transmembrane transporter activity. Gene Ontology annotation, biological process: sodium ion transmembrane transport.
UCUGCUGAAAUCUGUGCUUGAAAGUGCAAAUGGAAAAACCCCGGCCAUUAUGGGACAAUCCCUUACAGUUUGUUUUUGCCUGCAUUUCUUAUGCAGUGGGGCUGGGAAAUGUUUGGAGAUUUCCAUAUUUAUGUCAGAUGUACGGAGGAGGGGGAUUUUUAAUCCCAUAUCUCAUCAUGUUAAUUGUAGAAGGGAUGCCUUUGCUAUACCUGGAGCUGGCAGUGGGACAGCACAUGCGCCAAGGGAGCAUAGGCGCGUGGAAAAUCAUAAGCCCCUACCUCAGCGGAGUUGGCAUUGCCAGUGUGGUGGUGUCAUUCUUCCUCUCCAUGUACUAUAACGUUAUAAAUGCCUGGGCAUUCUGGUACCUGUUCCAUUCAUUCCAGGAUCCCUUGCCAUGGGCCAGUUGUCCACUGAACAGUAACCACACCGGUUAUGACGAAGAAUGUGCGAAGACCUCGUCUACUCAGUACUUUUGGUACAGGAAAACCCUGAACAUUUCACCAUCCAUUGAGGAGUAUGGGAGCAUCCAGUGGGAGCAAGUGGUAUGCCUGAUCCUGGCUUGGCUGGUGGUCUAUCUCUGCAUUCUGAGAGGAACAGAGUCUACCGGCAAGGUUGUCUACGUAACAGCUACUUUGCCAUAUUUGGUCCUCAUGAUAUACUUAAUUAGAGGACUAACACUACAUGGAGCUGUGAAUGGGCUGAUUUACAUGUUUACACCAAAGGUACCGAAAAUUCCACUUUUAUUUUCAUCAGCCAUUGCUCACUCUCUUGUUUUACAGCUAGAGCAAUUAGCAAAUCCUAAAACCUGGAUUAAUGCAGCUACCCAGAUCUUUUUCUCACUUGGUCUUGGUUUCGGAAGCCUGAUAGCGUUUGCCAGCUACAACGAGUCAAACAACAACUGCGAGAGACAUGCCAUUAUCGUCUCUUUGAUAAACAGCAGCACGUCCAUAUUUGCCAGUAUUGUGACUUUCUCUAUCUAUGGUUUUAAGGCGACUUUCAACUAUGAAAACUGUCUAAGCAAGGUAAUAUUGCUGUUGACAAACGUUUUCGACCUGGAAGAAGGAGCUUUAACGGCAGACAAUCUCGACAGUAUGAAAGAUUACCUAACGUCCACUUACCCAAACCAGUAUGCAGAAUUAUUGCCACAGAUUAAAAACUGCAGUUUGGAAGCUGAACUAGACACGGCUGUCCAAGGCACUGGACUGGCAUUUAUAUUGUAUUCGGAAGCAAUAAAAAACAUGGAGGUCUCUCAGCUGUAUUCAGUGCUAUACUUUAUUAUGCUGCUGAUGCUGGGCAUAGGCAGUAUGCUGGGGAACACUGCAGCUAUCCUCACCCCUUUGACAGACAGCAAAUUUCUGUCCACCCAUUUACCUAAAGAGGUGAUCUCAGGUAUUGUGUGUUUCAUCAACUGCAUUGUUGGCCUGGUGUUCACCAUGGAGGCUGGAAACUAUUGGUUUGACAUAUUCAAUGACUAUGGAGCUACCCUCUCUCUGCUGCUCAUCGUCCUAGUGGAGACAAUCGCGGUUUGUUAUGUCUAUGGGCUAAGGAGAUUUGAAAAAGACCUUCUCCUAAUGAUCGGACACAAGCCAAACUGGUAUUGGAAAAUUAUGUGGGCUUUUGCCAGUCCUGUGCUAAUUAUAAGCUUGUUUAUAUUUUACCUCACUGACUACAUCCGCACAGGAACACUGCAGUACCAAGCGUGGGAUGCCACACAGGGUCAACUGGUUACAAAAGAUUAUCCAAGUUAUGCCUUGGCAGUUAUUGGACUACUUGUGGCUUCAUCCACAAUGUGUAUACCAAUAGGUGCAUUAAUAAUUUUUAUAAUGAAGAGACUGAAGAAGAGAAGUGUAUCAACUCUUGAAUGAACAUUCAUAACUGGACUCAUGAAAACUAUCACCAGUUGCAAUAAUUGUGUGGAUCUUGGGAGACCACAGUAAUCAUUAUUUGUAGCAACUAUUCAUAGAUAUGCAGAACCUUGGGUGAUGUUUUUACCAUAAAGUGCUCUUGGCAGCUCCCACAGUGGUUCAAAAAGCUCUUCUGUGGCAGAGGAAGCCUUAAGAGGGUCUCUGAUAUACAAAGAACAGCAGCUCACAAAAAGCCACCUAGCACAAGAUACCAAGUAUUACUGGCUAAUGACAACUGAUGUUAGGCUAUUAUCUUUCACUGUGCAGUACUGCCUACUUAAAACAAUGAGCAUCAAUUAUAUGAAAGCAAAUUCUUUUGUAACUGAAGUACUGGAAAUUACUCUUCAAAAUAGCAUGCAUGUACAUGAGUGGUUUUCUUGACGUUUUAUUUAUAUAUAUAUAUAGUUUGACUUCUCAAAUUUUGUAAUCUGAAUGUGCCAGUCUUUUCUACUUGAGAGAAAAAAUUACUAGGAAGUAUCUAUAUGUUGAGGUAAAGGAGGUCAAUAUUUCUUAAGAGCUGACGUAAAAGCAAAACAGCUUAAGCUUAUGCAUAAGCUGUAUCAAUUCUGAUGUUUCCAGUAGAAGUAAAUAUCAGGUUCCACUAUGCAACUGUGUACAGUACCUGUUUUCUAGGGAGUUACUAGUAGAUGCACAGCUUUACGCAGUAAAAUGUAUCUGUGACAGUUUCACAAACCACGCAACACAAAAGCCCCACACCAUACAACUAACUUCAACAAAGUUCACACCCAUGAAUACGUAUUUUGAUUUUAAUCUUAUGAUGCCACAUUCCAAUAUUUGAUAGACCUGAACCAUUUUUCCCUGUGAGAAAGUUUUUCUAUAACAGAAUGAACUCAAGAUGUGUUACAUUUUAAGUUUCAAUUAGAUAGUAGAAUUGUACUAUUUUUUUUUGUUAAGUACAACAGAAGAGGUCACCCUGAAAUGCAAUGUUAAACAAAACACAACAUUUAAAAAGUAUAAAUUCUCUAAAUAUACAUUUUGGUUAUGUGACCUUAAUGGAACACGGUAUGUGUCUUGCAAAGGAAGAAGCAACGUUCAUUUUGAUUGAACAGUAUUACAACAUAACAAGUAGCUUACCUGGUCAGAGAAGAGCAAGAUGUGAUAUUAUAGUAUGUACUAGGAAAAGAAAUUCUCUUGGCUGAACUGCAUGAACAAAGGUAACAUGGCAUGGUUAGGCCACAGUAAUGCUCUACGGCUCCAUACAAUGAAUACAAACCCCAUUCAGGGCUUAACUGACAAGAGAGACAACUUUUCCACAUUUGUGUUUAUUAAAAAUCGACAUUGUAAACAAAACCUGUACAAAAAAUAUCAGACUGCUUAGAAUUUUGUAACAUGUAUCUGUGGUGUGAGAGAAGUU